GUUACCUCGAGCAUCAUCAGCAACAGGAGCAGCAGCAAAAGCACAAGAAGAAGAAGCACAAGAAGUUGACACUGUAGCAGAUUGUUAUCCCAGGCAAUGCAGCGGUAGCAGGAAGAGGAAAACUUGUGCUCAUGUCGCAGAUCCUCCUGCUGGCAGGCUAGCGAGUGAGUAAUAGAAGACUAUAACAGACAGACGUUGAAUUUCUAGUCAUCACUUGAAACGGACGAUGCACGAGAUCGUGUAGAAAAGAUUCUGCACCAGUUGGGUCCCUUGUUCGAAGCAACAGAUCUCUGCAACACCUCAGAAUUGCGAGGUACUUGUCUCUUCAGUGCAUGAGCAAUUGUUGUUGCUUUGGCUGCUGCUGCUCUUCUGUGUCCGAGGAUCUCUGCUGUGAGUGAUGCCGUCAGGGUCUGAGCUUGUGAGUACCUGAGCGUCGUCAGAAGACUGUGCGCCAAAAUCGUAUGCAGAUGAGAGGGUUGCUGAGAUUCGGGUGAAGUUGUUGAACGUUAACGGACUGCGGUGGCGUUGAUGGUCUUGGUUGCGGAUGAGUCGUGUUUCUGGGAAACCGUGGGAUGUUGCUUGUUGGUUAGUCAUCGUGAGGGAGAGUCGAUGACUUCUAGAUGUGUGGUUGUCUGUGAUGCUUGUGUUGCGAAGGGAGGUCGCCAUGGCAAACAGUGUAACGGACAAGCCGCCCUCGCAUGCUGGAAACUACAGCGAAAUGGAGUUGCAGAACCAGAGGCUGGAGAGCGAUCGAAACAUUCCGGACCCCUCCAUGAAGGGCAAGAUCAAUCGUCUCCUGUGGCACGGGGGAAGUGUCGGCGACGCGUGGUUUAGCGCUGCCUCCAAUCAGGUCGCUCAAGUGUUGUUAACAUUGCCCACUUCUUUCGCCCAACUGGGAUAUGGCUCGGGAGUCGCGUUCCAAGUCUUUUAUGGAAUCGUUGGGUGCUGGGCUUGCUACAUGAUCUCUUGGUUGUACAUGGAGUACCGCAUCCGCAAGGAGAGAGAGGGCCACAACUUCAAAAACCACAUCAUUCAAUGGUUUGAGGUGUUGGAUGGUCUACUAGGAUCUCGUUGGAAAUGGGUAGGCCUCACAUUCAACUGUACAUAUUGCCUGUUUGGAGCUGUGAUUCAACUGAUAGCAUGUGCGAGCAAUACAUUUCUGAUCAAUGAUCAUAUAAACAAGCGAGAAUGGACGUAUAUUUUCGGAGCCGUCUCGAUGUUGACCAUCUUCAUUCCAUCGUUUAAGAACUACCGCAUUUGGUCCUUCUUCGGACUCAUUAUGAUCACUUACACAGCGUGGUAUAUGACGAUUGCAUCCAUCAUAUAUGGCCAGACCUCUGGCGUAACGCACAAUGGCCCCGUGUCGAGGGUUUUAUACUUCACGGGAGCAACCAACAUUCUCUACACCUUUGGAAGCCACGCUGUGACAGUGGAGAUCAUGCACGCCAUGUACAAACCCAGCAAGUUCAAGUACGUUUUCCUGUUGGCGACGCUGUACGUGUUCACGCUGACAAUCCCCUCCGCAGUGGCAGUGUACUGGGCCUUCGGAGAUACACUUCUCACGCACGCCAACGCCCUGUCGCUGCUCCCACGAAGCGCCGCGCGCGAUGUGGCGGUAGUGCUGAUGCUCAUACACCAGUUCAUCACGGUGGGGUUCGCGGUGACGCCAUUGUACAUCAUGUGGGAGAAGAUGUUGGGGGUUCACCGCAGCAGCAGGGCGUGGGUGGUGAGGGCGCUGUGCCGUGCACCGGUGAUGGUGCCCAUCUGGUUCUUCGCCAUCGCGUUUCCGUUCUUCGGGCCCAUCAACUCCAUGGUCGGCGCGCUGCUGGUGACGUUCACGGUGUACAUCAUCCCGUGCGUGGCUCACAUGGCGUUCUAUCGCUCCGCCGCCUCGCGACAGAGCUCUGUGGAGAAGCCGCCACGUUUUCUUCCGAGUUGGACGGCUGUGUACGGAGGAAACAUAGUGUUAUGUGUGUGGAUUUUGGUGGUUGGCCUUGGCUUUGGAGGGUGGGCGAGUGUCACUAACUUCAUCAAGCAAAUUGAAACGUUUGGCAUUUUUGCUGAAUGCUAUCAAUGUCCUGUUAAGUCUGUUCAUAGUGUUGCAAAUGUCUCUUAUCACACAUGAGUUUAUUCUCAGAAGAGUUCAUUAGUAAUAACAGGAAUAGAAGACCUAAUUGUUGCCAUCCUUUCCUCUUCGUUUUAUAUUAAAUUUUUAAUACGAAUAUAUAUAUUUAUUAAUAUUCUAGGUUAUUUGUCGUGAUGAGGUCAUGAGGUGAAGAAUAACAGUUAUUUAUUGUAACCUGUUACAUGCAUGAAUUUGAUUUUUUGAUUUUUUAAA
This is a messenger RNA of Physcomitrium patens, 2338 nucleotides long. NCBI's taxonomy places the organism in Eukaryota, Viridiplantae, Streptophyta, Bryopsida, Funariales, Funariaceae. The record is from RefSeq and is a predicted model, not a curated record.